CGAACCCAUGACCUCUGACUCCAAAGCUCGGGCUCUUUCCACUGAGCCACGAGUUGGCCGGUGCCCGUUUCAUGCAGAAAGAAGACAUCCCUGCCAAUCGUUUUUCCAAGUUAAACAAGAAAUAACUGAGGUCGUGGUGGAAGAGGAUGCCUCCAAACUGGCCGAGCAGCCAACUCCAGUCAGGACGCCGGCCCGCUUUUACCUCCUUCCUUCCCAUCGUUUUUGUUAUUAAACACUUAUGGAGACUCCCCCCAAAAAGGGAAUUUUUUAGAAUUACCAGAGCCAGUGGGCCUGUAAGUUUUCAGGAUAUCUGAGGGGACCAGGACCUUGGAUUGAAGACAGAACACUGAACAAACCACUGAUCUUCAAUACUUUCUGAAGACAUAACUCUGAUACUAAUUUUGUACUGGGCAAUGCUCAGAUAGUGGACUGGCCGAUUGUCUACAGCAAUGAUGGAUUCUGCAAACUCUCAGGAUAUCACAGAGCAGAGGUUAUGCAAAAAAGCAGCACCUGCAGUUUUAUGUAUGGGGAGCUGACUGACAAAGACACAGUUGAGAAGGUGCGGCAAACGUUUGAGAACUAUGAGAUGAAUUCUUUUGAAAUCUUGAUGUACAAAAAGAAUAGGACACCUGUGUGGUUCUUUGUGAAAAUUGCUCCAAUUCGAAAUGAACAGGAUAAAGUGGUUUUAUUUCUUUGCACUUUCAGUGACAUAACUGCUUUCAAACAGCCAAUUGAGGAUGAUUCAUGUAAAGGUUGGGGAAAAUUUGCUCGCCUGACGAGAGCAUUGACAAGCAGCAGGGGAGUGCUGCAGCAACUGGCCCCCAGCGUCCAGAAGGGGGAGAACGUCCACAAGCACUCACGGCUGGCUGAGGUUUUGCAGCUGGGCUCAGAAAUUCUCCCACAGUAUAAACAAGAGGCACCAAAGACUCCACCCCACAUCAUCUUGCACUAUUGUGUUUUCAAGACCACCUGGGAUUGGAUUAUUUUGAUUUUAACCUUUUACACAGCCAUUUUAGUCCCCUAUAAUGUCUCCUUUAAGACUAAGCAGAACAAUGUGGCCUGGCUGGUUGUGGACAGCAUUGUAGAUGUCAUCUUCUUGGUGGACAUUGUGUUGAAUUUCCAUACCACCUUUGUGGGGCCAGCCGGGGAAGUGAUUUCUGAUCCAAAACUCAUCCGCAUGAACUACUUGAAGACUUGGUUUGUGAUUGAUCUGCUCUCCUGCCUGCCAUAUGAUGUCAUCAAUGCAUUUGAGAAUGUGGAUGAGGGCAUCAGCAGCCUCUUCAGCUCACUGAAAGUGGUCCGGCUGCUCCGCCUGGGGCGAGUGGCCCGCAAGCUGGAUCACUACAUCGAGUAUGGAGCCGCAGUCCUGGUCCUGCUCGUGUGUGUGUUUGGUUUGGCGGCUCACUGGCUGGCCUGCAUCUGGUACAGCAUCGGAGACUACGAGGUCAUCAACGAGGACACCAACACAAUCCGCAACGAGAGCUGGCUCUAUCAGCUGGGGGUGGAUAUCGGGACCCCUUAUCAAUUCAAUCUCUCUGGUUCCGGAAAGUGGGAAGGUGGCCCAAGCAAGGAUUCCGUGUACAUCUCCUCCUUGUAUUUUACCAUGACCAGCCUCACCAGCGUGGGCUUUGGGAACAUCGCCCCGACAACCGAUGGAGAGAAGAUCUUCGCCGUGGCCAUGAUGAUGAUCGGCUCCCUGCUAUAUGCAACCAUCUUUGGAAAUGUGACCACGAUCUUCCAACAGAUGUAUGCAAAUACCAACCGCUACCAUGAGAUGCUCAACAGUGUUCGGGAUUUCUUGAAGCUUUACCAGGUUCCAAAAGGCCUGAGUGAGCGGGUCAUGGAUUACAUAGUCUCUACUUGGUCCAUGUCAAGAGGAAUAGACACGGAAAAGGUUUUGCAGAUCUGCCCCAAGGAUAUGCGAGCAGAUAUCUGUGUGCAUCUCAACCGCAAGGUGUUCAAGGAGCACCCUGCGUUCCGGCUGGCCAGCGACGGGUGCCUGCGUGCCCUGGCCAUGGAGUUCCAGACCGUGCACUGCGCCCCCGGAGACCUGAUCUACCAUGCUGGCGAAAGUGUCGACAGCCUGUGCUUUGUCGUGUCGGGAUCCCUGGAGGUGAUUCAGGACGAUGAAGUUGUUGCUAUUUUGGGUAAAGGAGAUGUCUUUGGAGAUGUAUUUUGGAAAGAAACCACUCUUGCCCAGUCCUGUGCUAAUGUGAGGGCUUUGACAUACUGUGACCUGCAUGUGAUUAAGAGAGAUGCCUUGCAGAAAGUCCUGGAGUUCUACACGGCCUUUUCUCACUCAUUCUCCAGAAACCUUAUUCUCACUUACAACUUACGGAAAAGGAUCGUGUUUCGGAAGAUCAGCGAUGUGAAGCGGGAAGAGGAAGAGAGGAUGAAGAGGAAGAAUGAGGCUCCACUCAUCUUGCCGCCCGAUCACCCCGUCCGCCGUCUCUUCCAGAGAUUCCGGCAGCAGAAGGAGGCGCGGCUGGCGGCGGAGAGAGGGCGGGACCUGGAUGACUUGGACGUGGAAAAGGGCAAUAUCCUGGCAGAGCACACCGCCACCCACACCAUUGUGAAAGCCAGUAUCGUCACCGUCAGGGAAAGCCCAGCCACCCCGAUUGCCUUCCAGGCAGCCUCCACCUCCGCCGCGGCCGACCACGCCAAGCUGCAGGCCCCGGGGUCAGACCAUGGGGGCAACAGGGGGCUGGGAUCCGGGGACUGCCCCAAGCGCAAGGGCUGGGCCCGUUUCAAAGAUGCCUGCGGGAAGGGCGAGGACUGGAACAAGGUCUCCAAGGCUGAGUCCAUGGAGACCCUCCCAGAGAGAACUAAGGCUUCGGGCGAAGCCACGCUGAAGAAGACAGACUCUUGCGACAGUGGUAUCACCAAAAGUGACUUGCGUUUAGACAACGUGGGUGAGGCCAGGAGCCCCCAGGACCGAAGCCCAGUGCUCGCUGAGGUCAAGCACUCAUUCUACCCUAUUCCCGAGCAGACUCUGCAGGCCACCAUGCUUGAGGUGAAGCACGAGUUGAAAGAGGACAUCAAGGCCUUAAAUACCAAAAUGACAAACAUUGAAAAACAGCUCACUGAGAUACUAAGGAUAUUAACUUCCAGAAGAUCCUCUCAGUCCCCACAGGAGCUGUUUGAAUUAUCUAGGCCCCAGACUCCUGAAUCAGAGAAGGACAUUUUUGGAGCAAGCUGAGAGGCUGGUUUUACAAACACACACGCACACACAAGUGCGUGUGUUCACUCUCACGAACACACACACACACACACUCAGUUAACAUUCGAACAGUGGGCUUUUCCUGAUGAAAAUCAAUAAGGGACCAGUACAUUAAGCAUGCUCCCACUCUCUGAAAAAAGGUACCAUCAGAGGAAUUGCAACCCCCUUGCAAGAUGGCAGCUGAUUUUGGCGUCUCUUUGCACAAUUUUGGAAGAGAGAGUACAAUUUCCAAAGGAUGGAGAGAGAGAGAGAGAAUGGAAUUGGGAGUUCAUGCUGAAAAUCAAUAGCUGAGGAGCUUCUAAAUAUACUGAAGAUACAACUCCUUUGAAUUCUUCUUUUUCCUGAUGCCUCUGAAGCCAUCUCAUUUGCUGGAUCUCAGUUGCUGUGUCCUAUGGCGGAGAUCAAGGCUUGCUCCAGCCUCGCAGUUCUGUCAGAGGUACUGAUGGAUAAAGGGGUUUGGGGAACCUUAAUUCUCUCACUUUGCCUGCUGCUGUCCCACCCCACCCCUUUGGAUGAAGGGUUGGAGGGGAUCCCUAGUUCAGAACAUUGGACCCAGCUCUCUGCAAGCCUAUUGUGGCAUGUGACCCCUUGAGGGGAGGCAGCAGCAAAGCCCCUGUCGUCAGUGAGAACUGGCCAGCACUUCCGAGACCGCUGAUGGGAACUGAUUCCGGGAGCUCCGUCGGAAGUACAACAUCUCACAACCAUGAAUUCAGUUACGUUCCAGUCCAGCCUAUCCGCAAUAAAGACAUUUAGCCUUAAGACCACUUCAGAUUGACAGGACUCCCUUUUCUGUCGUAUUCACAGAGUUCGAUCAGCUCCUCGAGUUUAAAGGAAGGCCCGCGUAAUGAAUUAGUGCUAUUGCUCCACUUUCAGUCUUCUCGUUAGCUUAGAAAUGACCUUGCCCAAAUCAGGAUCCAUGAUCUCAGCAUCGCAGCACGUUUGCCCAUUCAAAAACUGACACAUCGUGACUGACACUGGAGCGACUGGGUCGGGGAGAUUUCUUUUUUUUCCUUUCCAGUUCAACAGAGCUAAUGUGAAAUUACCUGCAGCUGUGAUUUUUCAACUGAAAUCUAAGCAUGGUGGAUGCAGCUUUGGUCUGUGAUUCCAGAACAACUCCAGAACUGCUUUGAAAUACUACAACGUCAUGGAACCCCUGGGUUUUCUCUAGGAAACUUCAGAUGGAGUGGCACAUCCACAACAUGCAGCCACUCAGGAGUCAGAGGGAUCAGGUCAAAGGUCAAACAAGAAGUUCCCCAAACUUGUAUCAGAUGGAACUGUCUGAUGAUGAUGACACUGUUUUCUAAUGAAUGUGCUAUCUAAUAAUGACAUUCAACCAAUAUUUGUAAUCUGUUGGAAUCUGCGUUCAAUAUUUAUCCGCCACUGCAUGGACACUGAUUGAUAUGCAGUUAUACAGUUGUUCUGGUGCUUUCCAGUGUGUUACACUUGUUUCCAUCCCUUCAAAGUCCACCAGGCCUUCUGCUGUUGGGUUUUUUCUUUUUUUUCUUUGCAUUUGUCACUUUGGUCAAAUGAGCAUGAAUAAACAGCAGUGCCCAUGAGCAGACACUGUUUUGGUGGUCAGCUGCGGAUGCUGCCAGUAGCUCUACUGUAUAUCUCCAGUUUUGGAAUGUUCAGAGGAAAAUUAAAUCACCUCCAUUAAUAAUAUUCCUUGAUCAACAUUUUUAAACAAGCACAAAUAAUAUUUGUAAAAAAGUUUAAUUUUAUUUAUUAUAGUAAUAAACUAUUUUAUACAUGA
Molecule: messenger RNA, 4973 nt
Organism: Ornithorhynchus anatinus (platypus)
Lineage: Eukaryota; Metazoa; Chordata; Mammalia; Monotremata; Ornithorhynchidae
Gene: KCNH1
Product: potassium voltage-gated channel subfamily H member 1
Exons: 13
Coding region: 494-3199 (901 amino acids)
Biological process (GO): potassium ion transmembrane transport; regulation of membrane potential
Cellular component (GO): membrane
Molecular function (GO): delayed rectifier potassium channel activity
Source: RefSeq, a predicted model, not a curated record